Molecule: messenger RNA, 3183 nt
Organism: Rhizoctonia solani
Lineage: Eukaryota; Fungi; Basidiomycota; Agaricomycetes; Cantharellales; Ceratobasidiaceae
Product: lipin-1
Exons: 10
Coding region: 1-3183 (1060 amino acids)
Biological process (GO): fatty acid catabolic process; triglyceride biosynthetic process
Cellular component (GO): nucleus
Molecular function (GO): phosphatidate phosphatase activity
Source: RefSeq, a predicted model, not a curated record
AUGUAUCUUGUUCGCGGCAUAGUGACCGCCGCGACCGCUCCCUAUCAGAUAUACAAGGAUCUGAAUCCGUCCACACUGACUGGCGCAAUCGACGUCAUAGUUGUCGAAAGGCGGGCAGAAAAUGGUGAAACAGAGUUGGCGUGUAGUCCCUUCCAUGUGAGGUUUGGAAAGUGGCAAGUAUUGCUACCUGCAGACAAGAAGGUUUCCGUGUAUGUUAAUGGCAAACCGAUGCCCUUUAACAUGAAGAUUGGCGAAGCAGGUGAAGCUUUCUUCGUCUUCGAAACGGAUGAAGAUGUCCCAGAAGAAUUAAUGACCAGUCCCAUUCUCGAGCCUGUGCGACCUGGUCAAGAAUCGAGAAAACUUGCUGGCAGUGGUCGGCUUAUUGGAAGAUUUGGGACACAAACGGCGCGAGCAAAGGAUGAGAACGCGUUGCUGGGCGAUGCUUUAGUUUCGGGAGAUGAAGGAAGUAAAACCGGGGUGACAUCAGACCAGGAGCCGGAGUUUCUGGACCUUUCUAAUCCUUCCGCACCACGGCCCCGUGGUUACUCACCAACCCCAUCCCUUUCACCUCCUAUGUCUACUAGUACCCUUGAAACUGCUACUCUCCCUGCAUCAACCCCUCCAACAGAACACGGCUCCCUCCCGCGAUCCUUCUUAUCCAAAGCAUUCAACGCAACCAAGGCUGCCGCUCAUAUCACCGCUGAAGAGAUAGAAGAAAAGAAGGAUGCCGCGUAUGAUUUACUAAGGUACUCCAAAGGAUCAGGGGGAAUCGACGGUGUAGAUCCCUCGGAUGGCGUGGAUGAAGAAGAAGCUCUGAAGCUGCGCGAGGCCGCCCAGCCACCUGAAAUCCGGUAUGGCCAUAAUGUUGUACUUGACAUGGCAGGUUACCACUCCAAAUCUCAAGCAGUGGAUGAGAGCUCCACGGAGCCAGAAAGUUCACCGUCGCAACCGCGAAGACCAUCCCUUUCGAAGGCCAAGCCUCAUUCUGAUAUGACCCUGUCACCGUCGGUUUCGCAUGCUCCGUUCACUCGUGGCUCGUCGGAGCCACCCGAACGUAUACCCGUUACUCAAGACGAAUAUAGCUGGGAGUGGGGCGCGAUGCCAAAACUAUCAUCAGAUUCUCAACUAGGAGGCAGUCCAAGCGCUAGUACUAUCCGGGGUAAUUCUUCGCCAAAUCUUCCGACCAUUCCUCUUGCCGAGCCUCGCACGCCUCCUUCAAAUAUCAUUGGAUUGGGACACCCAUCGCGGAUUAAUCCUCGACCCGAAUCCCGACCAGUAUCCGAUUCUGACUCACUUUUUGGUAAUGGAGGUACACUCGUUGUCGAAAACGAUGACGAGAAUGAGCAGAUAUCAAUGGAACACAAUGGAAUCAAACGUUUGACAUUCGAAUUGAGCCUUUGUGGCGAUUCGCCAUCUUCCCUGGACCCUCCAGAGGCUGCAAAACAGUUUUUGGCAUCCAAAAUCACAUUGCAACGCUUACUUGAGGACCCCUCGACCGUACACAGCGAAAAAUUGAUUAUUCGUUGGGAUGAAAAAUAUAUUUCGAGAACAGAUGGAACACCCUUGUUCGACGCCCUUGUGGCUUGGAGAGAUAAUACAUUGGCCCAACAAUUAUCUGCGGCAUCAAAUUCUCGAAAUAAUACUCCUCGUGGUCGAUCGAGUUGGCUAUGGUGGGGUAGAAGUCGCAGCGAUCGUCCUGGUACCAUCGACAACGAGGGGGCGCGAGCGACCGAGCGGCCUAUGCUUUCCGAUCCGCCUUCUGCGCCGGCUGGCUUGGACUUGGAUGGGGCAUCUAACCGGGCCGCCUCCCCUAUUUCACCUACAAGUGAAAACGAGUCGGAAACUACACCCAAUAAGCAUUACGUGAAAACUCUGCGCUUGACCUCAGAACAACUUAAAUCAUUGGAUCUAAAAAAAGGGGCCAAUAGCAUCACGUUUUCUUUGUCCUCGGGAGUGGUCGCCUGCACGGCGCGGAUCUUCCUCUGGGAUGCGCACGAUCAUAUUGUCAUCUCUGACAUUGACGGGACCAUUACUAAGUCUGAUGCACUUGGCCAUGUGUUCACGAUGAUUGGUCGUGACUGGACUCACCUCGGGGUCGCAAAACUUUACACAGAUAUUGCGCGAAAUGGGUAUAAGAUAAUGUACCUCACAUCACGCGCAAUUGGACAAGCAGACUCUACAAGGGACUAUCUAAAGGGAAUAAAACAGAACAAUUUCCAACUACCUGAAGGACCAGUUAUUAUGAGUCCAGACCGAUUAAUGGCCUCAUUGCAUCGCGAGGUGAUUAUGCGAAAACCCGAGGUCUUUAAGAUGGCAUGUCUCCGUGAUAUUCAGAGGCUGUUCGGUAACGAGUACCGCAACCCCUUCUAUGCGGGUUUUGGCAACCGAAUUACCGAUGCCUUGUCUUACCGUAGCGUGAACGUCCCAAGUGACCGGAUUUUUACGAUCGAUUCGAGUGGAGAGGUCAAGAUGGAAUUGCUAGAACUCGCGGGGUACAAAUCAUCGUAUAUUCACAUGACAGAUCUUGUUGAUCAGAUGUUCCCACCGGUCCACCGGCGCUGGGCUCCCGAAUACACCGACUUUAAUUUCUGGCGAGCUCCUUUACCCGAAAUCGAGCUACCGGAUUUAAGCCCUCCUUCACCAGCCCUUUCAGCUCACUCUAACACAUCUGGCGGAAGUCGACUUGGGCGACUCGUUAGUCUUGGCAGAUCAGCCUCACGCGCUUCGUCAAUUGACGCCCGGCAAGCGGAGAAGGAUGUUCGAAGUUUAGGAGAUACUGAACGUCGAAGAACUACGUCACAUCCCGGCACGAUUAUGAGAGCAGGUACUGCAAACGUGAGGCCAAGUAGCCCCCUUACUGGCCCUGCAAUGAGCGCGGAGGAUUUAGAUGUGAUAUCCGAUGCAGAAGGAAGAAUGCAAGGCGGUGUGGACAUUGACCGGGAACACCGUCGACGGAAGAGCUUUGACAGUAUGCCGGGGUCAUUUGAGGAACGGCGAUGGGUUCACGGCGCAGAUGAAGAGGACUCAGAUGAACUGGCAACCCAGGAUGAUGCUUUUGACGACGAGGGCGAGGAUGGAGACGAGGGCGAUGACGAACACGACGACGAUGAAGAUGAUGACGACGAAGAGCCUCAAUUCGAUACGUUGGCUACCGAUGAGAUGGAGGAUACACCAUUCCUAUAA